AUGGUGAAAAAUUUCGAAGUUCCGUAUUCAACAACCAAUGAAGUAAAUAUCCCUCGCUCCAAACACCGCUAUGAAUCACCGAAAAUUGGUGCAAGAAGUGAUGUAAUGUUGUUUGGGCCUCUGCAUUUCCGAGUUUCUCAGAAAGCAGACUCAUUGAACAAUUGGUUUGUGAAGUCCUCACAGUUGCAUAGAGAAGCUGCCACCGAUCCAUUUCCAAUGGGGGCGUACACGUAUGUGUCGGAGCUGUGGAAGAAGAAGCAAUCGGAUGUGAUGAGGUUCUUGCUGAGGGUCCGCUGUUGGGAGUACCGCCAGCUCCCCGCCGUAGUCCGGGUCGUCCGCCCCACACGACCUGACAAGGCCCGCCGCCUCGGCUACAAGGCAAAGCAGGACUCAACUUACAAGUACUUUGAGGUAAUCUUGGUUGAUCCUGCACAUCAAGCUAUACGCAAUGACCCAAGAAUCAACUGGAUUUGCAACCCUGUGCACAAGCACAGAGAGCUCCGUGGUCUCACUUCAGCAGGAAAGAAAUACAGAGGUCUACGUGGAAAGGGACACUUGAACCACAAGGCACGUCCUUCACGCAGGGCCACCUGGAAGAGGAACAACACACUUUCUCUUCGCCGAUAUCGCUGA
Fraxinus pennsylvanica is the source of this 633-nucleotide messenger RNA. Lineage: Eukaryota; Viridiplantae; Streptophyta; Magnoliopsida; Lamiales; Oleaceae. The record is from the annotation of a GenBank genome assembly.